This is a messenger RNA of Mycotypha africana, 1077 nucleotides long. RefSeq lists its product as uncharacterized. The transcript has 8 exons. Gene Ontology annotation, cellular component: actin filament; cytoplasm. Bases 1 to 1077 code for a protein of 358 amino acids. Gene Ontology annotation, biological process: barbed-end actin filament capping; actin filament depolymerization. The record is from RefSeq and is a predicted model, not a curated record. Gene Ontology annotation, molecular function: actin monomer binding; actin filament binding. Lineage: Eukaryota; Fungi; Mucoromycota; Mucoromycetes; Mucorales; Mycotyphaceae.
AUGUCUCACCAAAGCGGUAUUCAAGUUUCGGAGGAACUCUCUAAAGCCUUCACAGAUGCUGUUUCUAAUGGCAAUGUUCGUGUUAUUCGUGUUUCUAUUGACAAUGACUACAAAAGUUAUGUUAGUGACUAUCUUGAAACAACUACACCCGCUUAUAUAUUUGUUCGUUUGGACGAGAGAACAACUUCCACUGGAGAAUACAAGUGGCUUUUUCUCUGUUACGUACCUGAUAAUGCUAAAGUCAGAGAUAAAAUGCUCUAUGCUUCCACAAGGGCUACUUUAACUAAGGAAUUAGGUGAUUAUAGAUUUGUUGACAAUAUUUAUGGUACGGAAAAGGCUGAGUUCACAUGGGAAGGCUACAAAAGGCACUUGGCUCACAAAGCGGCAGAAGCACCAUUGACAAGACGAGAACAAGAGCUUGCAGAAAUCAAAGCUGAAGAGGCGAAAACAGUAUCUAGUUAUCAGGGAACAAGUACCAGAAAGAGCUAUGCUCCAGGAGUUGCCUUUCCAUUGACUGAAAAAGCUAUUGAAGCUCUUUGUUCAUUGCAAGCCGAAAAAGAGCAUCGAUCUCACAACUUCGUCUCAUUGUGUUUAGAUAAUGAAAGGAUAGACUUGGUCGACGUGCAGAAUAUUGGAAUUGACGAUUUGAGUAAAACUAUUUCUCAAAACUCUCCUAGAUUUACCUUCUAUAACUAUGAUAAUGGAGCAGAAGAAACAAUAGUGUUCAUUUAUACAUGCCCUUCACAAUCAAAAAUCAGAGAACGCAUGUUGUAUUCGUCAUCGAAAUCAAAUGUUAUCGCAGCAGCAGAAAACAAUGCUUCUAUUCACGUUUGUAAAAAGUUUGAAACAAGCGAUCUGGAAGACUUAACCAAAGCUUAUUUUGAAGAAGAAUUGAAGAUUGGCGCCAGUAAGUCAUCCGGUUUCGAUUCACCACACUCCACUGGUAGUAUUGUAGGAAAUAGAAUUCAAAUGCUUGGAGGAGCAAGGCAGGGUUUUAAGAGACCUGUUGCGCCUGGCAGAAGAAGACCAGCUUCAACUAAUUCAGCCAACUCUAAUACGACUUCAAGCUUAAGCUAG